AUUAUCAUAAUUUCCGUUUACAUUUAUGCAACAAGCCAACAAAAUAUAAGCUGUUUUUUUAUACACUAACAUUCGCAUAUUAAAACGAUUAUUAAAUUUCUGUGUUUAAAAUGGUGUGCGAGAAAUGUGAGAAAAAAUUGGGCGUGACAGCCACUCCUGACCCCUGGAAACAGGGUUGUCGUAAUGCUAUUGAUACAAAUUCAGUAAAAAAACAGGACAACAAACAUUUGCAAACUAUUGGAAAAAUCAAGACUCUAUCUGGCUCAAAAGUAUCUUCAAAAUCUGCACUUAAGACGGGAUCAUCUUCGGUUAUGUAUUCAUUUGGUGUAUGCAGAAUAUGCAAACAGAAAGUGCACGAACCAGGUAGACAUUAUUGUCAAAGUUGCGCGUACAAGAAAGGUAUAUGUGCCAUGUGUGGUGUACGAAUUUUAAACACUAAAUCUUAUAAACAAUCUGCAACUUGAAAUAAAUUUAACAUGUCACAUAAAACUAUAUUAAUUACAGCAUAACUGUAACAACUGAAAUAAUUUUACCCUACUAAAUGUAAGAUCAUUUUAUUGUAAGUGUAAUAUUAUUGAUUAUAAAUUCUAUAUUCUAUAAUCAAUAUUUAAAUUACUUAUUUUUAUUUCAACAGG
Rhopalosiphum maidis (corn leaf aphid) is the source of this 635-nucleotide messenger RNA. RefSeq names its product cysteine-rich PDZ-binding protein. The coding region runs from base 111 to 464 and encodes 117 amino acids. Gene Ontology annotation, cellular component: dendrite. Gene Ontology annotation, molecular function: PDZ domain binding; microtubule binding. The transcript has a single exon. Lineage: Eukaryota; Metazoa; Arthropoda; Insecta; Hemiptera; Aphididae. Gene Ontology annotation, biological process: cytoplasmic microtubule organization. The record is from RefSeq and is a predicted model, not a curated record.